Molecule: messenger RNA, 2146 nt
Organism: Paramacrobiotus metropolitanus
Lineage: Eukaryota; Metazoa; Tardigrada; Eutardigrada; Parachela; Macrobiotidae
Product: xaa-Arg dipeptidase-like
Exons: 6
Coding region: 452-1792 (446 amino acids)
Molecular function (GO): dipeptidase activity
Source: RefSeq, a predicted model, not a curated record
AGAUACCGAUUUAUGUAAGCAGGUAGCAUUAAUGCGUGUCCUUAUAUAGCACACAAUAGGCUGGCAUUAUUCGCCGCCACGUGCGCCAGUCAGUUCUUAUCGCGCAUCAUUUUCGAAACCGGCACCUUUGGUACAGAACAUUGACUGGUUUAGUCUGAAUACCUACUCUAUGGUUUGGCACAAAUGCAGCACUACAGUAGAAUAACAGAACAAUUUGAACACAUACAGCAAUCAACGCAUCUAAUAGUGGCCGUAGAGCAUUAAAGUUUGCGACUAGGAAAUUUCCGUACAUGAAGAGAUAAAAUUUGCAGAACAUCAAAACAUUUGCAGCAGCAACACGGUAAUACUCAGUUAUCAGUCAGGCUGCAUGUGUCUUUCAAGAUUGUUCUCAACAGUUUUAGAUUCGUAACUUCUUUCGCUGAUUUUACAUGCACAGUAUAAAUAUCUGCACAUGAAAAUUUUUUUUCCACGGAGAAAAAAAAUAUAUUAUGAAAUGCCGGCAGACGUUUCUCUCCAAUUAGACUCUCCUGUCUCUACAGCGUAUUCUGCGAGCGCGCCAUAUGAGUCAGUUGUUAAGGCGUUUAUUGAGGAUAAGUCGGCUUCAUUAGACGACAUAAGUCUUGCCAUUUGGAACCAUCCGGAAGUGGCUUUUGAAGAGUUCUACGCAGCUAAAACGAUCACCGUUUUCCUAGAACAAGAAGGCUACGCGGUAACCCGAAACUACUGCAACCUAGAAACCUCGUUCUUAGCGGAAUUUCAAACGGCGAAAUUCGACGGCAAAGUGCACGCAACCGUUGCAGUGCUGCUGGAAUACGAUGCAUUGCCGGAGAUCGGACACGCAUGUGGCCAUAACCUCAUUACCGAAGCCGGGCUAGCUGCAUUUUUAGGAGUGCGUCAUGUGCUGGAAAACUCUGAUAUCCAAGGACGGGUUGUCUGCAUGGGGACCCCGGCCGAAGAAAUAUUCAGUGGAAAGUCUAAACUUAUCGAUGCCGGAGCGUUCAGCAAUGUGGAUUUCGCUUUGAUGGCACAUCCGAGUCCCAUUGACAUCCUGGAAAUGGAAACACUCGCUGUCAAUCGGUUAGAAGUAGAGUUUUUUGGAAAGGCAGCUCAUGCAUCCUGUGGGCCGUGGGAAGGCAUCAAUGCACUAGACGCCGCAGUGGCUGCCUACAACAAUAUUUCUAUGCUACGGCAGCGUCUGCGAGCGGGCAACCAGGUGCACGUCAAUGUCGUUGACGGGGGCGCCAAGCCCAAUAUUAUUCCAGACUAUACGAAGUGCAGCUACUUUCUCCGGGCACCUACGACGGUUGACAUGAAGACGCUGCAGAAGCAGGUGAUGGCGUGUUUUGCAGCAGCUGCCACUGCUACCGGAUGCCGCUUCCAAACUGAGGCGAAAGAUCCUGCUUGUGGAGCGCUGAUGUUGAACAAGACCAUGCUAUCUCUUUACAAACAUUACGCCGUAAAAAACGGAAUGGACUAUCGUCCUUCUCGGCCGUGUUACGGAUCGACCGAUAUGGGAGAUGUAUCAGCAGUUGUUCCCAGCAUUCAUCCAGCUUUUGCUAUUGGCGAAACGGUAAUGGUCCACACAAAAGAAUUCCAAGCACUUGCUGGUACACCAUUUGCGCACCAGUGUACCCGACGUGCCGGACUCGUUAUGGCCAUGACGGUAUUGGAAGUUCUCGCCAAUCCAGAUUUGCAGUGUACAAUCCGUAACGAAUUUAUCGAGCGCAGGAAAACGUUUAUUGGAAUCGAUGUAGAAUCAUCAACCGCAAGAGGCGAUUUUACUGUUUACUGAUCCCUGAAGACUCUUACUCGACACUCGCCAGUACUAGUUCAUAUUAGAACUUGGAUCGAGAAUUGGAGGUUUUAUUGUCCUUUAACGUUUAACAAUAACAGUAUCUGCUUGCAGUUUGUGAUCGUUUGACAAGUUUUCUUGCUGCGCCACUGCGACAGUUGAUUUUCGUUUCUGAAAGGUUUUGCUGAAUUUUUCACUCGCAAAACUUAAAACCGAAAAGACGUACAUUCCGCUUGUUAUGUAAAAUACCAUAUUCAGUCUACGGAAACUCAAGGGAUGGGUGUGGCUUUCUUUUACAAUCUCCCGCUGUCCCUGAGAACUGCGACCGGCGACUUGGUCCUUAUAAGACAUCAU